GACUGUACUCGCCACUGCAUGUGACACGUGACGGACAUGCAGAACUGCCUCACAACUCAUAAGUGCCACAGGUUGCCAGUCGAGCCUCUAAGGGCGAUUCUGUCACGAUGGAGUUUCAUGUACAUGUUAUCUUGCUAGCUUGCUCGCUUGCUUUAGUAGAUUCGGUGAUUCUCGGACGCCGGAGGUCGUCGUCGUCGUGGAACUUGGGAGGAUGGAACAACGUUCGUCGGUCAAGCUGGAGCACGGAGCCAGAGAAGUGGAAUCGGUGGGACAGCAGAUCCUCAGAUGGCUAUGGGUGGAACUAUGGCAACCAGAACCGGUGGGGGUCCAGGCGAGGGGUGGACAGCUAUAAGAGUAACUCCGACUACUGGAGCUCUGACAGAUGGUCCACCAGACGCGGUGACAACACCUGGAAGAGCUGGAACUCUUGGAGCGGGUCGUCCUGGGGCAGGCAGAAUCAGGGAAGGUCAAGAACGAGAACAAGUUCACGUUCCCCGACAACAAGGUCAACGACGGGUGGCAACAACGCGUGGUAUUACCAGAUGAUCUGCAAGAACUCAUACGCCCCCUUGAUGCAGUCUAAUGGCAGCCCUUUUUACUGCUCCUGGUAUCGCCAGUGUCCACAGAAUGGCGGAACCUCCUACUGGUACAGCUACCGUUACACGUGUCAGACUGUAGGAGAGGGCAGCAUGGGUCUGUGUUGUGUGGACGCAGGGGAAAUAGAGCACAGUAAUGGACUGUGGAAGUGAUGACGUCACAUCCGGUGCAAUCUCAGAUCAAACUGACAGAGGUGACGCCGCUGUGGGAGACGUAGGGGCACCUGUCAUCACCGCCCAUGCAGCUCGUCGUGUCACGACAACCAUACCAUGUACUGGCGAACAUCCGGGCAGGCAACGUGUAGAAUUAUACUGGAAAAUGUUCUGACAGUGAUCGCAGCGAAUAUUUUGUAGCCACUUCUCUUUGACAACCCUCUGCCAGAAACGUUCACCAGCCACAAGCACUUAACCGAAUAAUUAUUUCACAUUGGAAACGACAUUUUUCUUACAUUUUAACAUUAUAACUUAACAUUUGUUUCAGAAAUCAUUCUUUUUUUUUCCUUCCGGUAUGUCAGAAACAACUCUUAUAACGACUCUUUGUUUUUGUGCCACGUUCCACCGACCAGAAACUCCUUCCUGUGUUCCUGUGGUAAUCGGCCAGAAACCUUUUCCCCCAUCCUAAGCUCCAGAAAAAGGCGUUUCUGUCUUCCAGAAGCGACUAAUUGCCGUUUUCCUUUCUGCCUUUCUGCAAGAAUCCGUUUCCCUCUUCUUUCUGUCAGGAACGAGUCUUUCUCGGUUCCCUAUCUUUCAGAAACCACCACUUCCUGCUUUUCUAUCUGCCAAAAGCAACACCCACCUUACAAUAUUUCAAACCUGUUCCGUUUGUCUGUCAAUUUCUUGUGUGUACAUGUGGGAAAUUACAAUUCCUUCUUUAAGGUAGCUAGCGACGUUUAUUUCAACCAAACCGGAGUACUUUUACGAUCAUCAGCCAUUCGUGAGUGUCAUCUGGCUGGAUGUUUCUGCGAUCAUUUACAGAACAGUUCCUAAACGUUAUGUAUUUGUAUGUAGGAGUCUUGUACCUAUAUACCCCCGGAUGUUACCACUAUAUUGUAUCAUGGUUGUAUCAAUGUUUGUAUAAUUAUUAGCCACAAUCAACUUGAAUAAAAACCUUUAAAUUGG
Haliotis rubra (blacklip abalone) is the source of this 1715-nucleotide messenger RNA. Its product is annotated as protein RNA-directed DNA methylation 3-like. Lineage: Eukaryota; Metazoa; Mollusca; Gastropoda; Lepetellida; Haliotidae. The transcript is spliced from 5 exons. Bases 108 to 749 code for a protein of 213 amino acids. The record is from RefSeq and is a predicted model, not a curated record.